CGCUCAUCGGUCAGACCGUGUUCCCGCUGCGCGUUCACGUCUCUCCGCUCCGCGCCACGUCGCGUUCCCGCGCCCCGCCAACGCUCCGUUUGUGAUGAGGCGGGAAAUGGCGUCCGAGGACACGGUCGGUGUGUGAGAGGAGCCCCGGCCCCGAGCAACGACACAGCUGGCUGGCGGAGCCGCGGCCCCACCCGUACCCGCAGCCCCGGAGCCGAGGACGCUGUUUUCGGAGACGCAUCCCGAGGAAUUCGCAAUACAUUUCGAGGAAAAGAGCGACCAACUGACUCAUUUCAAUUCUUCUAUGUGACGUUGGAGCACGAUGAGGCUGAGAGUGCGUAAAGCCCCUCAGCAGGUGAACAUAGGCCGGCGAACGCAUCCGUCCAAGGUGAAACGGAAACAUUGUGAGGUGGAGCCAUCCCCGGUGAGAGGUCGGGGCAAAAUGCAGAAGAACGAAACGGGCCUGUUCUCCACCAUCAAAAAGUUUAUCCGUGGAAAUGCUGUCAAGGUGGAGCAAGACAUCCCGGCCAAGAGGAGUCGCAUUGAUUGUAAUUCUGACGGCGGUCUCAUUACUUCAACGCCGCAGACCAAAGGUCUCCCCAACAAGUCGGUCUCCAGAGUCUGUCGGAAAACUCCUAACAAAGACACGAUGACCUGCAACAGUAAGCUCAUUAAACCAAAUGGUAAACUGGAGGCCCCUGUGGAAUCGGCGAGCAGCCCGCCGCGCACCACUCUGCUUGGAACCAUCUUCUCCCCCGUCUUCAACUUUUUCUCACCAGCAACUAAAACAGCCACUCCAGGCUCCGAUUCGCCGGGCCAAGCCGUGGAAGCAGAGGAGAUCAUGAAACAGCUCGACAUCGAACAGCCAGAAGAAAUGCCAAGCAGCACGCUUGCAUCCACAGAAGGAAUCGCUCCGUGUUACACGCCCCAGAUGUUGCCCCAGAGGCUUCAGAUCACCUCUGAUGCAGCCGUAGAAGAAGGAGAGAUCGUCACGGAAAUCGACAUGCCCCCAUUAACGGCAUCCCAGUUACAUGUCCCUCUCGUGUCAUCAUCAGUUCCUGUGUGUGUGUCAGAUGGCAGCUACCCUCAUUCGAUACCUUCAGCUCCUGCUGAAACCUCAUAUGAAGAAGAAUGGGAGGUCUUUGACCCGUACUUCUUCAUCAAGCAUGUGCCUCCGUUGACAGAAGAGCAGUUAACUCGCAAACCAGCAUUACCUUUGAAAACCCGCAGCACGCCGGAGUUCUCCCUCGUCCUGGAUCUGGAUGAAACUCUGGUUCACUGUAGUUUGAAUGAACUAGAAGAUGCAGCGCUGACAUUCCCUGUGCUCUUUCAAGAUGUAAUAUACCAGGUUUAUGUGCGGUUGAGGCCCUUCUUUCGAGAGUUUCUGGAGCGCAUGUCUCAGCUGUACGAGAUUAUUCUCUUCACGGCUUCAAAGAAGGUCUACGCUGACAAGUUGCUCAACAUCCUGGACCCGAAAAAACAGUUAGUAAGACAUCGACUGUUUCGGGAGCACUGUGUGUGCGUUCAAGGGAACUACAUCAAAGACCUGAACAUCCUUGGAAGGGACCUGUCUAAGACCGUGAUCAUCGACAACUCACCCCAAGCCUUCGCCUACCAGCUCUCCAAUGGAAUCCCAAUAGAGAGCUGGUUUGUGGAUAGAAAUGACAACGAGCUUCUGAAGCUUGUUCCUUUCCUGGAACAACUCGUGGAGCGGAACGGAGACGUCAGACCGCACAUCCGAGAACAGUUUCGCUUGCACGACCUCCUCCCUCCAGACUGAGCAGCUCGUCUCUGAUCCAGAUGCUUACAACGCUGGGCGGGAAGAAUUGAAGAGAAGGAUAUAUCCUCUUUUCGUACACAACAUUGUCCUUUUUUCCUCUCCUUUCCUUAAACAUGCAGAAAAAGAUUGAAAACUAUGUUUGAGUCCGAUGUUGUGGGUGUGUUCUGGACGGCCUUCUGGGGGUGAAGUUAGUCUUGGGCGGUUUUGGAUGACAACCCUGAAUGUCCCACGGCGUUGCUUCCUGCGGACGUUGUCGGUUUCAGCCGGAGCCGCAGCGGCCAGUCAGCCUGUAUAUUAUUCACUCUUUUGUAAAUACAUGUAAAUAAUUGUUUUUGUUUUUUUUUCCUUGAAGUUUUUAAGUCAUUUAACGUUGACUUCUGAUUUUUAGUACGUCUUCUUGGGUUGCUUUUCUAAACCAGCAGAAUGCCGUGGUGUUUGGUUUGAGGUCAGCAGCUUCUCCGUCGUAUGCCUGCAGUAUUUCUGUGACGCUUUACUCCAUUACAUGCAGUCGUCUGUUUAAGGUGCCGUUUUAAAAAGAACUAAAGUAUCUUUGGGAGGAAAAUGUUUCUGAAAUAUUUUAAAGUUAUGAAAUGUAAUUUAGAAUAAGGUCUCAAAUGAAUACAAAAGCCAUAAUGGCCAAAUAAUAGUUUUUGAGAUUUGUAUCUGAGAGUCCGUUUCUGACUUUGUCCUCUUUGAUGGGUGGGGGUGGGGGCGGGGCGGGGUCCAGGCAUCGUGCACUUUGACAUCCAGCCCUUUGUAACUUGAUGUAAAAUCUUGUCACUUUUCUACAAAGGAGUGUAUCAGCUGGGGGGGGGGUUAAAUUGUAGCACCAGCAAACCGCCAACAUGUCGCUUUGAAAUCUUGUUUUCCGAGACGUCUCGUAUGUCGGAUCCUUGACGUAGGAGCCACCAGUUUUAUUGACUAUUGAAUGAUCACUCCUGGUGUAUUCAGUGUUACUCAACGGUUUCCUUGGAAAUAAAUACAUUUUUAUACGA
Molecule: messenger RNA, 2772 nt
Organism: Cololabis saira (Pacific saury)
Lineage: Eukaryota; Metazoa; Chordata; Actinopteri; Beloniformes; Belonidae
Gene: ctdspl2a
Product: CTD (carboxy-terminal domain, RNA polymerase II, polypeptide A) small phosphatase like 2a
Exons: 14
Coding region: 320-1777 (485 amino acids)
Molecular function (GO): phosphoprotein phosphatase activity
Source: RefSeq, a predicted model, not a curated record